UUCCCAGGACUUCUGGUCGCCUAGCCUACGACUUCCACCCUUCACGAUCCGAUCCAGCAACAGCAACAGCAACAACAACUAUUCUCUCCACGAUGAGGCCGCCACCUCUUCGAGCUGCUACGAUAACAGCUCUAGCAGUGUCGCCAUACCUCGCAGCCGCGCUGGCCACAGGAUUCCAGCACACUUAUCCACGGCGCGAUGGCCUCGGCCGCGGCCGCAGCGGAUCAAUUGCGCUUCCACCUUUUCCCCGACGGGGCGAUUCAUCACUGACAGUAUCAGCUUCCGUCUUACCCUCCACCGCGCCGCUUGCUUCGCCUCCCAGUCCCCUCCCCCACGCUGGAAGCAGCGGCGGGACCGUGACGACCGGCGUAGGCGCAGAGGGCGACACGUUCCAGCUCAACAUCCUGAACCGCCAGGUGCCGGACAAGGACUUAUGGGUGUACAUCGAGGGCCAGGACAUCUGGGGCCGGCCAGGCUUCAUCAUGCCAAACAAAGACCCGACCGCGCCGGCAACGUGGUUCCUGCCUGAUGCCAGGGGCGGCACAAACGUGGACGUGCCGAACGAGGUCAUCGGGAUGCAGAUGGCGAGGAACACAGGUAGCGGCAAUGGCAACAACAACAAGCCACCGGUGCUCAGCCUGCGGAUGCCGGACAAUAUCGUCUCCGGGAGGGUCUACCUCAGCGAGGAUCCGCUCGUGUUUCGGUGCCACGCGUCGAACGCGACUUUCGGCGGCACCACCAUCGCGCAGCCGUCUGCCUUGUUGCCUUCGAACGACCCAGCGUCCAAGGCGAGGUUUGGGUUCGUGGAGCUGACGUGGCGGUCCAUAGACGUGGCAGCUCAGGCCAAGAGGGGCAUAUACGCCAACCUCUCCUUUGUCGACUGGGUCGGGAUGCUGCUCGGCAUGUCGAUCAAGGAGGCCCGCGGGGCGCAACAGGACAAGCACGUAAUUCCCGGACUCAAGGGCAAGGGCGGGAUAACUGAUGCCCAAGUCAUGAACGAGAUGUGCACGGAGCUCGAGAACGUCGCGGCGAAGCCGGGGGGUAAGCACGCCUGGUGGAAGCACCUCUGCAGGCGGGACGGGACUGAAACCCUGCGCAUCCUCUCGCCCAACAUGGUCCUCUCGGUGCCCCCCGACAUUCUCGGAGUAGACGCGGCUGUCCAGGAACAGGCCCGGACCUACUUUGACGAGUACGUCGAUGCCGUGUGGCAGAGAUACGCGACAGAGCCGCUGAGGGUGGACACGCAGAUAUCGCCGGCAGAGCCGGGCCAGGACGGUUGGGACAGGGCUGCGACCGGGACGGGCUCGAUCUGCGACUGCACGACCGCCGGCGGCGGUAGCAGCAACAUCAUGACAUGCAACUGCCCGGCCGUGUUCCAGCCAGAGGACCUCCAGACCGUGUCCUUCCAGAGGCCGACGGGCGGGGACAUUUUCAGCUGCAGCACGGGGCCCUUCGCCGCCGCCCAGAACCCGCAGAUCGAGGCCCGCCAGCUCCGUGCUCGGCUCUGUGCAGGCUUCGUCCGGACGACGCUGCUCCUCGACAGUCUGACCCCGAGCAUCAACGUCCCGGCCACGGAGUACUACAAGACAGGCGUCCACGAGUACCGCGGCCAGGAGGUCUACGUCGACACGCACGACUACUACAGCGAGAUUGAGCACAGGUAUCUCAAGGACGGCUUCGGAUACACUUUCUCAUUUGACGACGUCAACCCGGGCAUCGAGAAUGCCGCGGGUGUCAUCGAGAUGGCGGACCCCGAGUUCAUGAACAUCGUGGCAGGGGGUUGGAAGGAUGGCGACGAGCGUCCAGUCGCCGAGAUACAAAACUGA
Molecule: messenger RNA, 1826 nt
Organism: Microdochium trichocladiopsis
Lineage: Eukaryota; Fungi; Ascomycota; Sordariomycetes; Xylariales; Microdochiaceae
Exons: 1
Coding region: 93-1826 (577 amino acids)
Source: RefSeq, a predicted model, not a curated record